AUGACUUUUCUCAAUACAUAUUCAUGUAUAAAUAUUCGGAUUCUGAGAAUUCUCUCUCUACACACAUCCAACGCAGCAAACAUAUCUCUCAUCUCUGUCAAAACUCGGCGUUGUUAACAGAAUCUUCGCCUUUCAACCCUUCAUUUCUCCCACUCUUUCUCUCUCUAAACCACUCCUCGUUCACACUGAUUAUCGGAGGAAAUAUUUCAUAAAUCCACUGGAAAAUAACAAAAAUUGGAGGAAUUUCGAAGAUCUGGUGGGAAAAUGGGAUCGCUAAUCCAUCCGGAACUCGGCCUGGAUUCCCGAUUCUCACCCAAACCGUGGCUUCCGAAACCAAUCGGCCGGUUUUUGGCCGACGUUUCGCAGAUUCGCUGCGUAUCGGAUAAGAUUUUGAAGCUAGACGAUUACGUUAAUCGGCUGCUAGACGAGAUGAAGAAGAUCGACGCGUUCAAACGCGAACUACCUCUUUGCAUGCUUCUCAUCAGCGACGCAAUUGUAGCAGCGCAGGAGGAGCUAGCUCAGUGCAAGAAAUUAAAUUCUGAGCCGGUAUUGGAAGAGUUCAUACCUAUAAAAAAAAUCUGCACUGAUGAAAAGGAUGAUAAAGUUGAGGAUAGUAAAGAGAAGGAAGUUAGCAGCAGAGACAAAAAGAACUGGAUGAGUUCUGUGCAGUUAUGGAACUCCGAUGAUCAAAAUACUGAUUCAAAUACUGUUUACAGCAGCAAAAAGCUGCCCUCUAAUACAGAUAGCAACAAAACAAAGAGAAUGGGGGAUGAAAUAGUUCAGCCGGUGAUGGAUGAUUUAUUUGAGAGUGGGAAGAACAGGGCAUUUGUGCCUUUCAAAGGGACUCCUAAUCUCCCAGUGAUGGCGGUGGGGAAGAAGGACACGGAUGAGUUGCCGGUUCCCGGGCUUUCACUUUGUACGCCCGGAAGCAAGAAUUCGAAGGAGGUGAUCAAUCCCAUUGGAUCCAGCUAUAGUAGAUCAAGCUCGUCUCCUGCAAACUCAACUCUUCAACAAAGCUUCAAGGCUGCCGGGCAGCUGCAGACUGCUAGGAAGCAGAGGAGAUGCUGGUCGCCUGAGCUGCACCGCCAGUUUAUCAAUGCCCUGCAGCAUCUUGGAGGCCCUCAAGCUGCUACUCCCAAGCAGAUCAGAGAGCAUAUGCAAGUGGAUGGUCUAACAAACGACGAAGUGAAGAGUCAUCUACAGAAGUAUCGGCUGCACAUGAGAAGAGUGGCGACGAAUUCCACCUCCCAAUCUGUUGGUUUGUGGGCAACCCACGAACAAUUUGGUGAAUCCUUGAAACAGAGUAACGGGCAAUCUGGCUCCCCUGAAGGCCCUCUUCAUUUAUCGAGGUGCCCAGAGGGCGACGUUGACGCCCUCGAAGACGAAGAUGAUGAAUGAUCAUCAGACUACUUUCACUCAUAUGGGAGCCAAUGAUGUAUAAUUGUCCACCAUGAGUUUUGCAGAUACUGAGAUAUACAUGGGAGGACUUUGAUCGUAAAAAUAAACUUAAAUACACAAAUACUACAUAUGAAAUAUCAUGAGGCAGAGUUGUAUCAAAUUUUUGCAGGAUUAGGUUUCCUCACCGGCUUUUCUGAAUCGAGAAUUUUUUGUUCUUUCAUUAUAAAUUGUGAUACCAUCUUAUCUAAGUUAUGCUUUACAUUA
Molecule: messenger RNA, 1662 nt
Organism: Salvia miltiorrhiza (redroot sage)
Lineage: Eukaryota; Viridiplantae; Streptophyta; Magnoliopsida; Lamiales; Lamiaceae
Product: transcription factor HHO6
Exons: 5
Coding region: 265-1398 (377 amino acids)
Biological process (GO): regulation of DNA-templated transcription
Molecular function (GO): DNA-binding transcription factor activity; DNA binding
Source: RefSeq, a predicted model, not a curated record